This is a messenger RNA of Nymphaea colorata (pocket water lily), 648 nucleotides long. RefSeq lists its product as uncharacterized. The transcript has 6 exons. The record is from RefSeq and is a predicted model, not a curated record. Gene Ontology annotation, molecular function: methyltransferase activity. Lineage: Eukaryota; Viridiplantae; Streptophyta; Magnoliopsida; Nymphaeales; Nymphaeaceae. The coding region runs from base 1 to 648 and encodes 215 amino acids. Gene Ontology annotation, biological process: RNA methylation.
AUGUGGCAGAGGCUUAAACCAGGUUCUGAGACACUACUUGCAGAUGUGGAAGCUGAGCUUGGUUGUAAGCUUGAAAACGUCAACUGGCUCCCGGGUUUCUUUGCAAUUGCAUCACAAAUUCAAAUUGCUAGGUCUAAGGUCUAUUGUGAAGGAAAGAUAUAUGGAAUUGAUGCUGCAUCUGGAGCUGCUGUCACGGCAUUAAAUGUUUUGCCAAGGGAUCACAUUCUUGAUCUUUGUGCUGCUCCAGGUGCAAAAUUAUGCAUGCUUGCUGAACAUCUUGGCAGCUCAGGUUCGCUAACUGGAGUGGACAUUGCAAAAAGCCAUCUGGCUGCAUGCAGGACAAUGUUACAAAAAUAUGCAUUGGGAGGUCGUUGUAGGCUUUUUGUAGCUGAUGGAACAAUAUUUUCCCUUUUGCCUUAUCAGGAAUGGUCAUCUAGAGUACCUUGGAGUGAAAGAAGAAAGUCUAAAGAUACUAAUAGAAUCCAAUUGAAUGUGACUUCCAAAGCCAAUACAUGUGAAUUGAUCUUCUAUGGAAGGCAUUCUGGAGUAAUUGGACUAAGAAAAGAGCAGCUGUUUCAAACUAGAAAAGAAGAGGCUAAUGAUGGUGGAUAUGACAAGUCUAAUGAAAAGCAGCAGGCGACUGAUUGA